Messenger RNA from Pundamilia nyererei, 3201 nucleotides. RefSeq lists its product as uncharacterized. The transcript is spliced from 2 exons. The coding region runs from base 53 to 1942 and encodes 629 amino acids. NCBI's taxonomy places the organism in Eukaryota, Metazoa, Chordata, Actinopteri, Cichliformes, Cichlidae. The record is from RefSeq and is a predicted model, not a curated record.
UGAACCUCAAGGCACUGAGGUAAUCACUGCUGCCACUGAGCACGCUGUAGUGAUGCAAGUAAUAACAUGUAAUCUAAAAGAUGUUUCAGCAGUAAUACCUGAUGUUUUGAUUGAGGAAACAACUGAGAUUCGAGAACACUUGAUAGAAAGAAAAGCAAGUGUGAUGGAGGUAAAGGACACUUUUGAGAGCACAACACCAUUAGAGAAGAACAAUGUCAUUAACACAGCAGAAGAAGGCAGUGUGGUUGUUAUGAUGCAUGUUCCAUCACUAGAGUUUGACGACAAUCACAGAUUCCAAGUGCAAGUGGUGGAUGUUGAUAUCAAUUCAGCAGAGAAUAUCGUCAACACAAUGAUUGAGGUAGGGGUUACAGAAGCCAAAGAAGUUAUUGAUGUUUGUCAUGAAACUCUUGAAAAAGUAGAAAAUCUAUCUGCCUCUACUGCAAUCGAAGAGGAAGUGAAUAACGAGGAAAACAAUCGAACUGUUCAAGAAGUUAUUCAAUAUGUAAAGGGGAAUUUACCAGAGCCCACUCCUGAAUCUGUGCCAGAUAAGUUGGAACAAGAAGUUAUAAAACAACCAGAUAUUAGCGAGACAGUUCAAAGUGCACCAAGUGAACCAGAGGAUGAAAAAAUGAUGGACAGUUCUGGGGAGCUCAUAGAAGAAGAGGAUGAAGGACAUGGGAUCCCAGCUGAGCAGAAAGAGUCUGAGGAUCAAUUGCGAAUUUCUGAUUUAGGUUUAGAUAUCUCUACCCAUGAUCACACAGAGGAUCUGGAAGAAACUCAAGCUGAGCUGCAAAAAUCAGAGGUAUGUGUGACAGCGGAGGAUGCAACAUCUGAAGAAUUAGCUAAGAAGAAAGAUGGCGAUACCACCACAGAAGCUCAAAAACUACAAAGUACACAAAGCCAGAUUGUUACACCAAAUAACACAGGAUUAGUAGCCCCCCAGAACACGGGUAUGAUCUCGUCAAUAGGUAAUGUAGAGUCUCCUUCAAGCCUGUCCUUAGAAUUCAAACUUAACAUACAGUUUGGGCAGCUAAAGGCACCAGCAUCCCCACCACCUUCUGCAGAACCUGUGAAACAGCUUAAUGUGUCCGAAGUUGCUGUUCAGGCAGUAGAAGCAGUGGAACCUACAAACCUGAUAAAUGCAAUGCAAAGAGCUGAGAGCGAGAAACAAAUGGAGCUAAUGGAAGUCGCUGUUCAGACAACAGAAAUCACUGAAUCAGAAGCUGUGGUCUCCCAUCAGCCUAAACUUCAGGACGUUGCUAUCCAAAAAAUGGAAACAACACAACCAGCAGAACAAGCUGAAUCAGAGGAACCAAUAAUCUCCAAAAUCCAGGCAGCAGAAACCACCAAACCGCUGAAGCAAAUCACAGAGCCAGCAGAAAAAUUAGAUUUAACUGAAAGAGCCAUGAUAUCAAAACAGCCAGUACUACAGGCUGUUAGCAUCCACACAAUAGAAACAAUAGAACCAGUGGAACAAAUUCAGUCAAAGCAAUCGAUAAUACCAGACAUUCAGGCCACACAAACGACAGAACCUGUGAUGCAAAAAGAGAAACGAGGCCUGUUGAUCAGUCAUCCUGCAGUCUUCAAGGCUCGUAGCAAAGAAAAAACAGCAGAGGAGCCCAUUAAACAAAUAGAGGAGGAAAAUGAUGACGUGUGGCUGGAUGCUGAGGAAGACAUUUACACCCAAGAGGAAAAGGGGGCAUCCCACAUCAAAGUGGAAGAACCCACGGAGCCUCAAGCCAGAAGUGCACAUGAGGGAAAAGAAGCUCCUGAAUCUGAGUUUGAAAUGGCACCUGAUACCAAGAGUGAGGAUGAGGAAUAUCAUCAGAGAUUGCAUGAAACAGGAGGAAUAGGUGAAAUUGAGAGUGAAGGUGAAGAUUUUGCUGUUGCCCUGGAGUACCCAGUAAUCACAACAUGUGUCACUCAGGCAGAAUGGGAUUAACCUAACCCAGCUCAAGUGUUACUGAGUGGUGGAACAAUCAAAAAGUAAAAGGAAGAAAGCUUCAUAAAGCCAUCAAAGCCUUUUAUUUCACAUUAUGUUGCACCAAAAUAUUCUGAUAUUUAUUAGCGAAACUAGCCUUAAUUGCUAAGAUUAUCUUAUUAUUAUACAGUAUAUGACUUAAGAGAGUGUUUUGGAAAGUGUGCAUUGAAAAAAAGGUUAAUCUUCUCAGGGGGCUUGAAUUGUGAUUUUUGAAUGAUUUUAGAAGUGUGACAAUGAGCUACUUUUACCACGCAGGGGCCUCAGUAAAUUUAACUACCUGUUUGUCAUGUAAUGCAACUUCAUUGCUAAUUAUGUCAGGUCUCUCCACUCAUAAUUCACACAUUAUUAUGCCUAAGUUUUUGAAUAGACUAUAUAUGCCAGUAAGUCAAUAAGAAUAUCAUAAUAUAUUUGUUGAAUCUUUUCACCUUUUAUGGUAAAAAGCUUAAAAAACGUUCAGGUGUUAUUCACAGACCACAUUAAAUCAUGAUGUAUGUUACCAGUUACAGCACAUAGAAACACCUUUUUAUAAAAAUUAGCAAAAUGUAGAUAUUUCCACAACACAUUUAUUUGCAAUUAGUAUUUCACUUAUGCCACAUGAUUUAAAAAGUCAGACCUGAACAUACUGAGGAGAUAUAUAUAUAUAUAUACAUAUAUUAUUAUUAUCAUAUGUGAUCUUGUACAUAAUGAAUAUUUUAGUGAUUAGAAUUUUUACUGUGAGCAGUUCGAAAAUAAGAGCAUGGUGAGAGCAUGGCAUGAAGCAAGGUGUGACAGUGUUUAAUUUAAAGCUCAACUUAAUCAAAUACGCAGUUAAUCAAAUUUUAAUCAGCAGUGCCUUAAGCAACCAUGUUUACUCAAACUUUUCUGUUCUCCUGUUCUUUAACAGGCUGUUUCUACCACUGAAAAAAAUAAAAAGUGGAAAUUUUGAUUGUCUCAAAAUUUCAAGUUAAGCUGAGAAUUUGAGAUACUAACCCUAAAUUUAGACUUAGAGACAGGAAAAAAAAUCUAAGUGCCAGAAACAAGCCUCCUCACUAAGCUUGAUGCCUGAGGCUCAGUAAUCAAACUGCAACACAGUGAGAGAAAUAAGCUUGUGAAAAGGUAUUUAUGUUAGCUGUAUGCUUUUACUUUGAAAUCUCAUUUCCAUUACUGUCUGUUAUGGACAAUCCUUGCUUGUCUGAUGUCACUAAUAUUGAUUUAUGUGUAUUUAUAUGUUUUCUGAUAUA